Molecule: messenger RNA, 2034 nt
Organism: Grus americana (Whooping crane)
Lineage: Eukaryota; Metazoa; Chordata; Aves; Gruiformes; Gruidae
Gene: APEX1
Product: apurinic/apyrimidinic endodeoxyribonuclease 1
Exons: 5
Coding region: 67-987 (306 amino acids)
Biological process (GO): base-excision repair
Cellular component (GO): nucleus
Molecular function (GO): DNA-(apurinic or apyrimidinic site) endonuclease activity; phosphoric diester hydrolase activity; endonuclease activity
Source: RefSeq, a predicted model, not a curated record
UCCCGAGGGGGUGGAGCCAGAGCCCGGGGGCGGAGCCUCGACCCGAGGGGGCGGAGCCUGCGGGCGAUGCCGAAGCGCAGCAAGAAGGAGGCGGCCGAGGGCGACGCCGGGGAGGAGGCGGGCCGGCGCCCGGCCAAGUCGAGCCGCGGGGAGGCGCCGGCGCUGUACGAGGACCCGCCCGCGCGGGAGGUGACGCCGGGGGGGCAGCGCUUCACCCUCAAGGUCACCUCCUGGAACGUGGACGGGCUGCGGGCCUGGCUGCGCAAGGGGGGGCUGCAGUGGGUGCAGGAGGAGGCCCCGGACGUGCUGUGCCUGCAGGAAACCAAGUGCGGGGGGGCGGCCGUGCCCCCCGAAAUCCGGGGCCUGCCCGAACUCCCCCACCAGUUCUGGGCCAGCCCCGAAGGCCGACCGGGCUACAGCGGGGUUGGGCUGCUGGCCCGGCACGAACCGCUCAGCGUCACCUACGGCAUCGGCGAGGAGGAGCACGACCGCGAAGGCCGGGUGGUGACGGCCGAAUUCCCCGCCCUUUUCGUCGUCGCCGCCUACGUCCCCAACGCCGGGCGGGGAUUGGUCCGUUUGGAAUACCGUCAGCGUUGGGACGUCGCUUUCCGCUCUUACCUCGCUCGUUUGGACGCCCAAAAACCCGUGGCGCUUUGCGGCGACCUCAACGUCGCUCACGCCGAAAUCGAUCUCCGUCACCCGCGAGCCAAUCGCCGCUCGGCCGGUUUUACCACCGAAGAACGGGAAGGUUUCGGGGCGUUGUUGGAAGCCGGUUUUCUCGAUUCGUUCCGCCAUCUUUACCCGAGCGUUCCUCACGCUUACACCUUCUGGACUUAUUUGGGAGGCGCCCGCGAUCGUAACGUCGGUUGGCGCCUGGAUUAUUUCGUCAUCUCGCGGCGCUUGGAGGGAGCUCUCUGCGACAGCAAGAUCCGUUCCCGCGUUUUGGGCAGCGACCACUGUCCCAUCACCCUCUACCUCGCCCUAUAGCGCUUCCGCCGCCCCGUGACGUCAUCGCGCUCUAACGCGGCACCGCGACGCUCCCGUCGUCGACCUCUCCUUGGCCGUAAAUCUACCCUCUUCGCCCCAAAAUUGGAUCGACGUGACGUCAUCGUGAGCCACGUGGAGCCGCGAUGAUCCCGUCGACCUCGCCUUGGCCGUAAAUCUGCGCUAAAAUGCCCAUAAACGGGGCGUACGCGAUGAAGUCGCGGUCGACGUGGCGUCGCGAUGGUCCCGUCAACCUCUGCUCGGCCCCGAGCCUACCCUCGUUGCCCCAAAAUUGGCUUUAGGUGAUGGCAUCGCGGUCUGCGUGGUGUCGUGACGGUCCCGUCGACAUCUUAGCUAGCCCUAAAUCCGCUCUGAACGCCCGCAAAUUAGGGUUAGGUGAUGUCAUUGGGGCCGGCACGGCGUCGUGAUGAUCUCACCAACCUCCCCUCGGCCGUAAACCUACUCUAAACGCCCCAAAGUCAGGUUUCUGCGAUGUCACCCCGGGCCGUGUGGCGUCGCGAUGGUCCCGUCAGCCUCUCCUUGGCCCUAAAUCCGCUUUAAAUGCCCCAAAAUCGGGGGGGGGUGUGAUGUCAUGGCGGUCGACGUGGCGUCACGACGGUCCCGUCAAGCUCUGCUUGGCCGUAAACCUACCCGAAUCGCCCCAAAAUCGGGUUCACGUGAUGUCAUCGCGGGCAACGCGCGGCGCCAUCCGGCCGGCCCACCCGUAGGUCAGGUCUCGAUGAUGUCAUCGCGCUCCGUCCGUGAUCCUGCUGGCCCCGUCCCCCUCCGCUUGACCCUAUAGAUCUUUCCCGGCCCCCUACGCCCUUCCUAUAGGCCCCUGCAGGGAUCUGUAGGCACUUAGAUCCCCCCCCCCCGACCUAUAGAGCCCCGUAGAGACCCCCUCAACCCCUAUAGCUCCUCCUCAAGCCCUAUAGACCCCCCCCGACCCCUAGAGAUCCCCCUGACCCCUAUACAUCCCCCCUGGCCCCUAUACAUUCCCAACCCCUAUAGAUCCCCCUGACCCCUAUACAUCCCCCCUUGGCCCCUAUA